GCGUCUGCGUCUGCUGCCGCCGCCGCUGCUGCUGCUUCGGACUGGAUGGCCAGUUUGGCCUUGGCCUUGUGUGUGCGCUUGGCGGCCAAUGACUGCAUGGCUUGCUUGGGCGGCUGAGCUGACGGCUCGACCGUGCGGAGUUGGGCUCGUUUGGUAUCGAGUUUUUUCGACACAAAAGUGACGUAUGCGGCGGAUUUCUCCAGCAGCGAGUUGAGUCGUUGCAGCCGAUGGGCGUCUUCGCCGAUGGUCUCGUAUUGCGCCAUGGCCUUUUCGCGAAGCUCGCGCAGGUUCUCCUUUUUUUCGGGGUUGGCUUCAGCUUCGGCGUCAGUGACGGUGAUGUCGCUGGUAGUAUCUGCGAUGUCGGCGGUACCGGUAACGGCGGCAACGGCGGCGACAGGGGCAUUGGAGGCAGCGAGAGCGGUGUCGGUAAUAUCAGGCAUGGUUGUAGAGUAAAGCGACCAACAAUGAAAGAAUAAUAUUAAUAUUAAUAAUGAUAAUGACAAUAAUAAAAAAAGCUUGCGAAACUCAAAAAGAGAAAUAAAAAAUAGUAAAUGAAAAAAGCCAUUUAUUUUUUAUUUUAC
Messenger RNA from Kickxella alabastrina, 581 nucleotides. RefSeq lists its product as uncharacterized. The transcript has a single exon. NCBI's taxonomy places the organism in Eukaryota, Fungi, Kickxellomycota, Kickxellomycetes, Kickxellales, Kickxellaceae. The record is from RefSeq and is a predicted model, not a curated record. Bases 228 to 476 code for a protein of 82 amino acids.